Phyllostomus hastatus (greater spear-nosed bat) is the source of this 11944-nucleotide messenger RNA. RefSeq names its product protein tyrosine phosphatase receptor type B (gene PTPRB). Bases 37 to 6684 code for a protein of 2215 amino acids. The record is from RefSeq and is a predicted model, not a curated record. The transcript has 34 exons. Gene Ontology annotation, molecular function: protein tyrosine phosphatase activity; cadherin binding. NCBI's taxonomy places the organism in Eukaryota, Metazoa, Chordata, Mammalia, Chiroptera, Phyllostomidae. Gene Ontology annotation, biological process: protein dephosphorylation; angiogenesis.
CCCCCAAGCGAAGCAUGAACAGUUGUUAAGUGGAAAAUGGAGGCUGCAUUUUACAUGGCGAUUCUUACCUGCUUGAUCUCCGGGAACUCAGAGGGGUUUCAGAUUGUCCAUGUCCGGAAACAACAGUGCCUUCUCGGAAAUACGAUGGUGUCCAUAGGCUUGUGCAAUGGCACCAACCAGAACCAGCAGUGGACAUGGGCUGAGGAUGGAAAACUCCUUCACGUAAAAUCUGCACUCUGCCUGAGCAUCUCCAACUCCUCUGGCGGCCCUUCCCGAUCAGCCAUCUUUGUCCACUGCUCCCAGGCCCCCCGAUGGACUUGCCAUGAGAAAGAAGGGUACCUUGAGGUGGAGCAUACCUCUCUCUUUCUCAAGAAACGAGGCAACAAAGCAGUGGUCCAGAAGGAGAAGAAAUACUUCCAUAGCUGGAUGAAAACAGAGGUCAACAAGGAGGGAAAACCAGUCAAUGAAAACCUCUGCUUAAAAAAAGUUGGCCGGGGAGCAGAAGUUUCAGUGAGAAGCAUCAGAAACACGGCUCCUCCCCAAAUUCCCACUGCUUUUCAUGCGGUUCCGUAUAGCCCCGAGCACCCCACUAGCAACACCACAGAGGCCUUCACCGGCAGUACUACUGGCAACGCCAGCCAAAACCACAGCCAGAGGCAGCACCCCAGUCUGCAGAUGACUGGAAGGAUGGAGACAUCAUGGGUUCCCUGGACCACUCAGCCCUUCUCUAGCACCACAGAAGAGACUAGACUAGGAGAGCCAGUGAGAUGUAACUUCACCGUGACGGAGUCCAGGGUCUCCAGCCGCUCCGCUUCCAUCCAGUGGAGAACUCUGGGGCCUCCCUGUAACUUUAGCCUCAUCUAUAGCAGUGACACACCAGGGUUCACGAGGUGCCACCCCGUGAGGAGGAUAGACAACACCACCUAUGAAUGUCACCCUGAGGAUUUACAAGCCGGAACCAUAUACAACUUCACGAUUGUGCCUCUAGACGGAGAAGAAAGAACUGUGGUGCUGCAAACAGACCCUUUACCUCCUUCAAGGUUUGAGGUCAGUCAAGAGAAGGCUACUUCAACCAGCUUGCAUGUUUCGUGGACUCCUUCUGGAAGAGUCACAGGUUACAAAGUGCAGUUAUUUGAUGACAACAAAAAGAUACAGGAGGCCCACAUUCAAGAAAAUACUUCAGGGAAUGAAUAUGCAUUUCAUAACCUUACUGCUGGUAAUAAAUACAAUAUUGCUAUCACAGCUGUUUCUGGACAUAAACGUUCCUCAACAAUUUAUACCAAUGGAUCAACAGUGCCAUCCCCGGUGAAAGACAUUGGUAUUUCAGCACAAACUAAUUCUCUCCUGAUUUCCUGGUCCCAUGGCUCCGGUAAUGUGGAAAGAUACCAGCUGAUGCUGAUGGAUAAAGGGAUCCUAGUUAAUGGCACUAUCGUGAACAAACAUACUACUUCCUACACUUUUCAUGGACUGACGCCUGGCCACCUCUACAACCUCACCAUUGUAACUGAGGCUGCAGGGCUGCAAAACCGCAAGUGGAAACUGGCCAGGACAACCCCCAGGGAAGUGUUAAAUCUGAAGGUGACAAAUGAUGGCACUUUGACCUCUCUAAAAGUCAAGUGGCAAAUACCUCCUGGAAAUAAAGAUUUCUACAAUGUUACCCUGUCUUACCAAGGGACCAUCAAAAACUCCAGACGAUUAGAACCCCAGGUUACAGAAACCCAAUUUAAAGACUUAACCCCUGGACGACUUUAUCAAGUUACUGUCAGCUGCGUCUCUGGUGAAUUGUCUGCUCACAAGAUGGCAGUUGGCAGAACAGUUCCAGAGAAAGUUGGGAACCUGGAGGCACAUAGCAACGGUUCCUCGAAGUCCCUGGUAGUGGGCUGGUCGCCCCCUGCUGGAGACUGGGAGCAGUAUCGUAUCCUGCUCUUCAAUGAUUCCUGGGUGCUGCACAAUGUCACCGUGGGAAAGGAGGAAACGCACUAUGUCAUAAAUGACAUGGGGCUCAUACCGGGAAGACAGUAUGAUAUAGAAAUCAUUGUUGAGAGUGGAAAUCUGAAGAACUCUAAACAUUGCCAAGGCAGGACAGUCCCCCUGGCUGUUCUCCAGCUUCGUGUCAAACAUGCCAAUGAAACCUCUCUGGGCAUCCUGUGGCAGACCCCAGUUGCAGAAUGGGAGAAAUACAUCAUCUCCCUAGCAGACAGAGACCUCUUGCUCAUCCACAAGUUACUCCCCAAAGAUGCCAAAGAAUUCACUUUUACUGACCUGGUGCCUGGACGAAAAUACAUAGCUACUGUCACCAGCAUUAGUGGAGACUUAAAAAAUUCAUCUUCAAUGGAAGGAAGAACAGUUCCUGCCCAAGUGACUGGCUUGCAUGUGGCCAACCAAGGGACAACCAGCAGCCUGUUCACUAACUGGACCCAGGCAGUGGGAGAUGUAGAGUUCUACCAAGUCUUACUCAUUCAUGAAAAUGUGGUCAUCAAAAAUGAAAACGUCUCCAGUGAGACCAGCACAUACAACUUCCACUCCCUCAAGUCAGGCAGUCUGUACUCCGUAGUGGUAACAACAGUAAGCGGAGGGAUCUCCUCCCGACAAGCCGUGGUGGAAGGAAGGACAGUGCCUUCCAGUGUGAGUGGAGUAACAGUAAACAAUUCUGGCCGUACUGACUAUCUCAGUGUAUCCUGGCUGCCGGCUCCUGGGGAUGUGGAUAACUACCUAGUGACACUCUCUCAUAACAGCAAAGUGGUUCAGUCCCUUGUCAUUGCCAAGUCUGUCAGCGAAUGCUCCUUCAGCUCCCUCACCCCAGGCCGCCUCUAUGAUGUGACUGUAACUACAAGGAGUGGCAAGUAUGAAAAUCAUUCCCUCAGCCAAGAUCGGACAGUGCCCAACAAGGUCCAGGGGGUCAGUAUUAGCAACUCGGCCCGGAGCGACUAUUUAAAGGUAUCCUGGGUGCAUGCCACCGGAGACUUCGAUCACUACAAAGUCACCAUUAAGAACAAAAACAACUUCACUCAAACCAAAAGCAUUCCCAAGUCCGAAAAUGAGUGUGUAUUUGUUCAGCUAGUCCCUGGACGGUUGUACAGUGUCACUGUUAGUACAAAAAGUGGACAGUAUGAAGCCAGCGAACAAGGGAAUGGGAGAACGAUCCCAGAGCCUGUUAAGGACCUAACACUGCGGGAUAGGAGCACUGAAGACCUUCAGGUGACUUGGUCUCAAGCUGAUGGGGAUGUUGACCAGUAUGAGAUUCAACUGCUUUACAAUGACAUGAAAGUAUUUCCUUCUAUUCACCUUGUAAAUAAUGCCACCGGGUAUCAAUUCACCUCGCUAACACCAGGGCGCCAGUACAAGAUUCUCGUGUUGACGAUCAGUGGAGACGUGCAGCAGUCAGCAUUCAUCGAGGGCUUCACAGUUCCUAGCACAGUCAAAAAUAUUCACAUUUCUCCCAAUGGGGCAACAGAUAGCCUGACGGUGAACUGGACUCCUGGAGGGGGAGAUGUUGACUCCUACAUAGUGUCAGCAUUCAGGCAAAAUCAAAAGGUUGACUCUCAGACUAUCUCCAAGGACGUCUCUAAGCACACGUUCCACAGGCUGGAGGCUGGGGAAGAGUACCAGAUUGUGAUCUCCUCGGUCAGCGGGUCCCUGCAGAACCAGAUAGAUGCACUCGGGCGGACGGUCCCAGCCUCUGUCCAGGGGAUAACUGCAGACAAUGUAUACAGUAGCCAUUCCUUAGUAGUAAAUUGGCAAAAAGCAGUUGGUGUGGCAGAAAGAUAUGAUAUCCUGCUUCUAAAUGAAAAUGGGAUCCUUCUGAGUAACACAUCAAAGCCAGCCUUGACUAAGCAGCACAAAUUUGAAGACCUAACUCCAGGAAAGAAAUACAAGAUACAGAUCCUAACCGUCAGCGGAGGCCUCUUUAGCAAAGAAGCCCAAACUGAAGGCCGAACAGUCCCAGCAGCGGUCACCAAUCUGCAGAUAACAGAGAACUCCACCAGACAGCUGUCCUUCAGCUGGACCUCGUCAGAGGGAGAGCUCAACUGGUACAACAUCUUUCUGUACAACCCAGACCGAACUCUGCGGGAGAGAGCUCAGGUUGACCCACAAGUCCAGAGCUUUUCUUUCCAGAACUUACUGCAAGGCCGAAUGUACAAACUGGUGAUUGUAACUCACAGCGGGGAGCUGUCUAAUGAGUCGUUCAUAUUUGGUAGAACAGUCCCAGCCUCUGUGAGUAAUCUCAAGGGAUCCAAUCAGAACAUGACAGAUAGUCUCUGGUUCACCUGGAGUCCAGCCCCUGGGGACUUCGACUUUUAUGAGCUGAUUCUCUAUAAUCCCAAUGGCACAAAGAAGGAAAACUGGAAAGGAAAGGACCUGACAGAGUGGGGUUUUCACGGCCUUGUUCCUGGAAGGAAAUACACCUUGUGCGUGGUAACCCACAGUGGCGAUCUCAGCAACCAGGCCACAGGGGAGAGCCGAACAGCCCCAAGCCCUCCUAGUCUUAUGUCAUUUACUGAUGUUGCAAACACAUCCUUGGCCAUCACCUGGAAGGGGCCACCUGACUGGACAGACUACGAUGACUUUGAGGUGCAGUGGUUACCCAGAGAUGCGAUCACAGUCUUCAACCCCUACAGCAACAGAAAAUCAGAAGGACGCAUCGUGUACGGUCUUCGUCCAGGGAGAUCUUAUCAAUUCAGUGUCAAAACUGUCAGUGGUGACUCCUGGAAAACCUACAGCAGACCAAUCUCUGGAUCCGUGAGGACAAGGCCAGACAAGAUACAAAACCUGCAUUGCCGGCCUCAGAACUCCACGGCCAUUGCCUGUUCUUGGAUCCCUCCUGAUUCCGACUUUGAUGGGUAUAGCAUUGAAUGCCGGAAAAUGGACACUCAAGAAGUUGAGUUUUCCAGGAAGCUAGAGAAGGAGAAAUCUCUGCUCAAUAUUAUGAUGCUAGUGCCCCAUAAGAGAUACCUGGUGUCCAUCAAGGUGCAGUCAGCUGGCAUGACCAGCGAGGUGGUGGAAGACAGCACUAUCACAAUGAUAGACCGCCCACCUCCCCCUCCUCCACAUAUCCGUGUGAAUAUAAAGGACGUGAUAAUUAGCAAAUCUUCCAUCAACUUUACUUUCAACUGCAGCUGGUUCAGUGACACCAAUGGUGCUAUAAAAUACUUCACAGUGGUCGUGCGAGAGGCCGAUGGCAGUGAUGAGCUGAGGCCAGAAAAGCAGCACCCUCUGCCCUCCUACCUGGAAUACAGGCACAAUGCCUCCAUUCAAGUGUAUCAGACCAACUAUUUUGCCAGCAAAUGUGCUGAGAGUCCUGACAGCAACUCCAGGAGUUUUAACAUUAAGCUUGGAGCAGAGAUGGAGAGCCUGGGUGGAAAAUGUGAUCCCAAUCAGCAAAACUUCUGUGACGGACCGCUGAAGCCACGUACUGCCUACAGAAUCAGUAUUCGAGCUUUUACACAGUUGUUUGAUGAGAACCAAAAGGAAUUCACAAAGCCACUCUAUUCAGACACAUUUUUCUCUUUGCCUAUCACCACUGAGUCAGAGCCUUUGUUCGGAGUUAUUGAAGGUGUGAGUGCUGGUCUGUUCUUAAUUGGCAUGCUGGUGGCUGUUGUUGCCUUAUUCAUCUGCAGACAGAAAGUGAGCCAUGGUCGAGAAAGACCCUCUGCCCACCUGAGCAUCCGCCGGGAUCGACCAUUAACCGUCCACUUGAACUUGGGCCAGAAAGGUAACCGGAAAACUUCUUGCCCAAUAAAAGUAAAUCAGUUUGAAGGGCACUUCAUGAAGCUGCAAGCUGACUCCAACUACCUUCUGUCCAAGGAGUACGAGGACUUAAAAGACGUGGGUCGAAACCAACCGUGUGACAUUGCACUCCUGCCGGAGAAUAGAGGAAAAAAUCGAUACAACAAUAUAUUGCCCUAUGAUGCCUCUCGAGUGAAGCUGUCCAAUGUGGACGAUGACCCGUGCUCCGACUACAUCAAUGCUAGCUACAUCCCUGGCAACAACUUCAGAAGAGAAUACAUUGCUACUCAGGGACCUCUUCCUGGCACUAAGGAUGACUUCUGGAAAAUGGCGUGGGAACAGAAUGUUCACAACAUUGUCAUGGUGACCCAGUGUGUGGAGAAGGGCCGAGUAAAAUGUGACCAUUACUGGCCAGCGGACCAGGAGUCCCUGUACUAUGGGGACCUCAUCCUGCAGGUGCUCUCAGAGUCCGUGCUGCCUGAGUGGACCAUCCGGGAGUUUAGGAUAUGCAGCGAGGAACAGCUCGACACACACAGACUCAUUCGCCACUUUCACUACACGGUGUGGCCAGACCAUGGAGUCCCAGAGACCACCCAGUCCCUGAUCCAGUUUGUGAGAACUGUCAGGGACUACAUCAACAGGACACCUGGUGCUGGGCCCACCGUGGUGCACUGCAGUGCUGGCGUGGGUAGGACUGGAACCUUUAUCGCAUUGGACCGAAUCCUCCAGCAAUUAGACUCCAAAGACUCUGUGGACAUUUAUGGAGCAGUGCAUGACCUAAGGCUUCACAGGGUUCACAUGGUCCAGACUGAGUGUCAGUAUGUAUACCUGCAUCAGUGUGUAAGAGAUGUCCUCAGAGCAAGGAAGCUACGGAGUGAGCAAGAAAACCCCUUGUUUCCAAUCUACGAAAAUGUGAAUCCAGAGUAUCACAGAGAUGUGGGCUAUUCAAGGCACUGAGAACGUACCCGAAGAUAUCCUGGAUAAAAGCUAUUCACUGUGUGAUAUUUUUUUAAAACUCACUUUAUGCUCUACAGAGGUGCCAGCUAUUUCUAUUGAUACUAUGUAUAAUUUAUUAAUCUGGAGAAUUUUAAAGAAUUUAUGUAAUUUAAAAGUAACAGAUAUUAUUGUACAUAGUUGUAUUUUGUAGUUUCUUCUGUAAAUAUGUAUUUUUUCAUAAUGUUUAAUAUUAAGCUUUAUAUAAUGCUAUUUUCCACACUAAAGUGCUCAUGGGUCGUUCUGUGUAGGUGCAACCUGUAUGAGGGACUGCUGUACGAGGGGCUGGGGUGGCCGUAGCGGUGAUCCCUGGGGCCGUGCUUUUUACCGGUUUUGAUACUCACUGGACAGGACAAAGGGUGGGGCUGGAGAGAACAUGUAAUGUGCUGGCUUCGCCGCUUGCAGCCUUGUGAAUCCUGGGCUCCAAAGGUGAUCCAAACGCUGCUUGGACAAAUAGGGCAGUCAUAGAAGGGAUUGGGAGGAGAAGGAAGGGACUGAGUAGCACGAAAGCUGAAGGAGGUGGUUGAGCCUGAAGCAGUUGCUCUCUCCCCUUUCUCCUGCCAGGGUGCCUUGCCCUGGGGGCUGGGGCGGGUCCAGGCUGUAAGGUGGAGGGUGGCGGUAGGGAGGGGUGUAGACAGCAGUGGUGCAUUCCUUACAUCAAGAAGAAUGCCAUCUGGAAUCCUGACUGGAAAUAUAGUCAACAUGCAAAGCACCAUCCACAGUGACAUGAGAUGAUGUCACCACAUCAUGGUGUGGAGGGCACAUGCCCUGACGGUAACGGAUGUGCCAGUGGAGGUGCGCACACUGGUCUUUGUCUCUUUUCCAGUGGGCUGCACUCCUGGAAAAGUCAAAAUCAUGCUGGUCAUGCUGGUUUUUCCAUCAGGAGAAGAUUGUAGUGGCAGAUUAUACUCCUGAUCAAAGGACACAAUGCCAACAUUUUUAUAGGAAUGUUCACAAAGAUCACAUACAAUUAAUAUAAAAAUAAAAAAAAAGAAAGCUCAGUGGUGCUUAGCAUAAAAUUUUCCAAAAGAUCCUUUUAGUAAAUCAUUGAGGUCAAAAGUCACUGCAUGUUCUACUAAGUUUAUCUUCAGGAUUUGUGCCUAUUUUGACUACAAUAAAUUCCAGUGAGUCAAAAAGUGGGCAUCGCCUUCAUCGAGGUCCAGUCCCAAGGGUCUUCCUGAGGAAAAUUAGGAAGGCAUCUGUAUGGAAUUCUCAUGGCUACCUGAGAAAUGAGCCAGGAAUGUCAGCCUUUUCCUCGAUACAAAUUUCUGUGUAAUAAACUAAGAAUUAGAGAUCAAGUUUGGUGAUCUCAUAGCUUCAUUUGCAAAGUAUAUGUUUUUGCCACAUACCAUAAAGUUCCAUAAUUACUAUAAUGGGUGCAACUGGCAUAGUAGUUAAAAAUCAUUAAAUAUAUCUUAAAUAGUUAUUUAUAGUUAUGGAAAGCCACACCGAAACCAGGAAAAUUUCCAGGUUUAUUUGAGAUUUAUAAAAACAGGAAAAAAACUUUAUAGGAGUGAAUAUGAAGAGUACUAAGAGGAUUCCGGGUCUCCAUGGUUUCACUGUGAUCAGCACCUUCAUGAAAUGACAGUGUUAGGCUUUGAUUCUGUUUCGGGGACUAGGAGGGUGUUAUAAAAAUGAAAAAGAACAACAUGUAUGUAAGUGUGGCAGCCAUACCAACAGGGAGGAAAUACAGGUCAGGGACUUAUGGCAUGUGGUGUCUCUUUGGAAUAACUUUCCCUACAUUGAAAGGUAAAAGCAAGAGGAAAAAUAAGCAAGAUUUUAGACUAAUGUUGCUCAACACCAAACACAUGAAUCCAUAGAAAGACAAAUUCAUUUUGGCUUUUCGUUCAUUUGGAGAACUUUCACUGAGUGCCUGCAACCUGCUAGACAGUGUCUAGAAACUACAUGUUUCUGCUGACAUAAAGAACGCUUCACAAUAACAAAGUUAGGGUUCCUGUGACUAUUUUCAGUUAAGCCUGAAGGGGGGCCUCAGGGAGACAGCGAGAUAGCCGAGCCGAGCCAGGGCAGCGGGCAGCCUGCCCCGGGCCACACUGGCAAGCGCCCGUGCUGCUUCCAUAGCAAACCACUGUGUCUAGAAAAGAGACCAAUUCACUGCACAAAGGAAAACUUGAAACUGUAGAACCUGCACACCUGUAGCUGUCAAUAACACUCACACACCCCGGUGGGGUGGAGUCAGAGUUGUGGAAAUGGACAUGACAAAGGAAAACUUUAUGUUCUUUUGGUCUAAUCCGGGAAAUACUUAUUCUUACCCUCCACCUAAUUUUAAAUUUCCUUAGCAACAAUUAUUUCACUAACUUCCCUCCUGCCGCCACCAAAGACUAAAUACAUAAUCUAGUUUAUCUAUUAAAUUUAGGAAGGGCAAAAACAGGUUUCCUUGACAUUCAGCUCAAUUGGCUGUAUUUUAAUUUAAUUCCAUCAUGGGUUGUGUCUCGGUAAACACUCCAUUUCCUGUCCUGCUGGGCAUCCGGACUGUGCACCUGUGUGGUGCACUUUAAUCAUCCAUCUUCAAAGUGCUUUGGAGUUAUCAAAUCUUGAGAGAGGCCCGUCUUGCAUCUUAAUAAUUAUUUAUCCAGGAUCUUUAACUCCUUUAAUCUCUACUCAUUAAGUCAAUUUUGUCUUAUCAUUCAGUUGUUCUCUGGAUAGCAGCCAAUUUUUCAGCCCCAAAUCAGAUUUUUUAAAGACUCAUCUCGCUAUCUGGGCCUGCACACAUUUGUCCUGAGUAAUUUAAUGUUCCUUAGAGAUUAUGAGGUCCUAUUUUUUACUGCUUGCCCCCUGCUUCCUUUUGAAUAUGUUUGCUUUCCUAUUCUGUUCGUGUUAUUUUCUGUUCAUCUUAUCUCUUCAUAAUUCAUUAGUAUUUUGUAGUCUGUUCAGGCUCCAUCCAAUACCACUUAUAAAUACUAAAAUGACCACAGCACAGACAUUUGGGGGACAGUUUUAUUUGGGAGGAUCUUUAAUUAAUUUUUUAUUAUUUCUUGGAAGACAACCCCAAAUGACAUGUGAAAGUAAUGUAAAACUACUUAGCAGGUGUCCAGCAAUACAAAAAUAGACCUCAUAUGUUAAUACUUCACCAUCUGAUUCUCUUGCCUUAGUGUCUCAGGAAGCAGCUCCUUAUUAAACAUUCUUCUUACCUUUUGUGAGGAGAUUAACUACUAUAUAUUAAAUCCACAUUCACUCGACUUUCUGGGCGUUUGAGGUUGGAAUCCUGAAACCAUAACCUGCCAGAUCUGCCAGGGAGCAGUAGGGUCUGAGCCCCAACUCUGGAGUCCUCCAAACUCAGGUUCACACACAUGAGCCAGAGCGAACUUGACCUACUGAAAAAUAACAGGUAAUAAGCUGCUUGUUUGAGGUAGCAGUUCAAGAACUUGCCAGGUUCUUUUUCACUGAGGAAAUGAAAGCAAUUGAUCAGCAGAAGCAGAGUGGCAAGAAGGCGGCUGUGAGCAAGCCCUCAACCCUACCUCAUUUUGGAAGAGAAAGAGCAGAAAAGGCUCUUCUCAGCCCGCCUUCCCUGAGCUUCUGAGUAUUCUUAGCCCAAGAUUUCAAAUCACAUCAGGUAUCCAAAGAAUGUUUUACGUAAAAGGAAAAUCUGUAAACAGUGACUGCCGAAAACAAGUGACAUGAUGCAAAGAAGGGGAAGUAUUUGAAAAGAUCUAACCAGACAUCAUUGGAAAGAGAAAAUGGCAGCUCUUCUGUGUGUCCAGGCUGUUGUUUGGAAACCUCCGGCGUCUCUGUUAGGACCUGUUACCCUUCGGGGAAUUAAUUCACUUUGAUUGCGUUGGCCAGAUGAUUUACUUGAUUAAACUAUUGAAUUGAUUCCUUUAACUUUGUAAAUUGACCAGGUGUUGGACUAGAUUGAUUGACUUUGAAAUUCUGAACACAUUAGUUUAGAUUUGUGUAGUGGGUGAGGCCUUUGAAAAUGUUUGGCCCUUUUAGUUAAUAUUAAAAUGCAGGGUCUCAUUUAAUGCAGCCAUAACAGCACAAAACUGUUCUGUUCUAAAAAUGUUUCUAGCAAUGGAAAUAUUUCUAACUCAAAGAAUACUCUUCACUUGUAAGGAGGCUUCCUAAGAAUAAAUAUAUGCAAUAUGAUAAGAAGGCAUUUUGUUGUUUUAAAAGUUGUCUAUAUAGAUACAUUCAUAAAAUAAGGAAAUUGUUGGCGAAUGUUCCUAAAAUGGAGAUUUGGGUAAUGGAAAUAAAAGAAAUCUGUUAACAGAUUUACCAAAGAUUAUUUUUAUAACUUACGUGCCAAUGUACAUGAUCUUAUAUUAGAUACGAAAAUAAGUUGUUCAAAACUGUGAAUAAUGUCCGACAAAUGUAAUGUGUCCUUUCUAGAAUAUUCACAAGAAAGGUUAGUUAUGGCUGUUUUCUGCCUUAAAUAAUUUCUUUUAAGAAACACUAUUUUCACCCUAAGAGUUAACUUCCUGUCAUGUUAGAGAUGUUGUAUUUUAAUAGCUGAGUAAGUAGAUAAGCAUCUCCACAAGAAAGGAACAUAUGCAGUUGUGGCUUUAGGAGUUUGUAGCAGAGUUGGACAGCAUUCCAUCUGCAAGCUAGAGGCAGAGUCUGCACUGGCCCGCAUGCACUUUCCUGGUCGGCCACGCUGACAACCAGAUGCACCAAUAUUCUUGACUGGAGAGUUCUUGAUCUCCGGUCUUCCAGAGGGACUCAUCAGCCUUAUCAAUUCUGCAAGGACAAGGACAAAAUCUUUCAUCUCUCCUCCUACCUUGUAGAAAUUAGUGAGCAGCUCACAGAUAAAGAACAUAUACUAGUUGAGUGGAAAUUGCUCCUGGCCCAAUACUUUGGAUGGUAAGUGGUCAGUAUCUAGUAACACUACUGCCCAUGGAGGUCCAUCUGACUGUUCCUUGGUUUGUGUGAAGCUUAAAUAAAUAAGAUAAAUAAAUCCAGUAACUGAACUUAUUAUGUUCUAUAAUACAGCACUUUUAUGGUUUUAAUAUCAUGUAUGCUUUCUCUGCAAAUCUGGUUAUUUAAAAUGGCAGUAGAUGAUUCUAUUUUUUCAUACUAUCGUGCCUCCCCCACAAUGUUGUGUUUCUAACCAAUGCUAUUUGAACAAAGAAAUUCAUUAGUCUUUCUAUUUAAAUUAUGUAUUUGCUUAAUAUAUUUUCAUAUUUGUAACUGUGGUCAAAAAUUCUAUAUGGUAUCUUACAAACCUUCUCAGUAAAGUAGUACAGGAAUAAAACCGCUGUUUAUUCAA